AUCAUUUCUCACAAUUUUGUUAAUGUGCUGGUACCGCGAUCGCGUGCAAGCUGCCGGAUCUGUCCACGAAGCCACAACAGCAGUUCAGCAACUCAACACUUUUCUAUAGAAGUUCUUAACACACAGUUGUAACGACGCAGCGCACGCAUAACCUCAUGGACAGGGCGAACUGGUGUGUGCAAUUCGCAUGCUCAUGUUGAAUAAUUUUUGGAACUGGUCGCACUAAAAUCAGGAAUGAUACGAUAAACGUGGGAAUUCUGCCAACCGAUGGCCAUUCCACACUGAUGUAAUCGAUGCCGUUCCGACAAGCUGAGUCAACCUGGCCGUCACUAAGAUAACCUGAAGGUUGUACCGUGUCACAUCCAUGGACAUUGGACUCGACCGACGAAACAAGCAACAGGCUGCGCUUGAUUGGCAUUUCAUAAAGGACUAAAGAAUCGAAUUUGUAGACCUGCUCCAUAAAACAGCAGUCCCACAAAAGAACAUGGCACAAAUGUUUGAUGUCCUUUUCUCAUCCUGACACAAGAUCACUGACAAUGAAAGUCCUUCGCCAAAGACAAUAUUUUUGAGCAUAACUAAAGAAGGGAGGUUUGUGUCGGUUAUACACCUCCCUACAGACACAACAGACAUUAUGGAUACGAAACACUCAUGUAGAAGUUCCCGUAUAUCAGCGCACUUGGAUGCUCCACCAACAUCUCACCUGAAGGCUUCUGAUGGUACACCAAGAGCAGCUGAGUCCCUUUCAGCAACAUUAACAACUACCGACGUAAACCCCGCGAUGUACCACAAUAGAAACUUCUCCAGCGAGUUUCUCAAGUACCACACAUCGGCAACAAACGCCCACAAACUGCGUCAACUGAGCGUCGGCGCCUCCGAUUUUAGUAGUGAAAAUGUCAGUAUCCGAGGACCCAAGGUCCCACAGGACUACCACUCCAGAUCAAUGAUCUUGGGAAGCGCCUUCACAAACCAAGAUUUGAACUGGAGACAAUCAUUUCGAGACAUGCCUAACGAACUUCUGUCUCCCAAAGCAGUAGCGGUGGAUCAAAGCAAGCAGUGGCCCAUUAACGUAACACCGAAGUUCGAAGACAAACACGUUGCAGAGUUUCACAUGUCUGGUGCAUGUAAUCAGAGCCUGCCAUCUACCGUUAAUCAACUUCAGAUGCGGGGCCGGCCAGAUAUGCAUCCUUACGCUAUGAAUGACGAUAGAUUUGCCUUCUCUGGCAUUACACAUGCUUCCUCUCUGGACUUAUCUUGUGGCAGACAUAGGGAGAGCGCCUUUUCCAGGCCUCACUCCCAUGCAGUGUCACCUGUUGCAUACAGUUCCCUUGAUAUGGAGAUUCGUCGCCUUCGAGGAAUGAUAACAAGAGUGGAGAUGCUUAGAGAAAAGUACAAAUAUCAGGAGGGAACACUGCAGUAUCCCAGGCCGCUUGUCGAGACAUACCCGCAAGAGGUUCAUAGUGGUCCCUUAUCGGCUGUUGAACGUAAUGGUUUGAUGCCUUGGUACAUGCAAGAUCAGAGGCAGCAAGUCACUUGCACAGAAAAUAGAUUCAUCCACUCAAGAGGUUCAGCCACUCCAUACCAGCAAGAUGCACCCCAUCUGUACGAGCAGAAACCUGACAAAAACGUAAAUGUUCAAAAGCAGCGGGUAAAUCGGCGGGCAAGGUCUGCGACUGUUUUGGAUAGGGAGUUUCAAAGAGCUUACCUUCACGAGACCCAAAAAGAUAUGAUGCCAAGAAUUGUGGACGUUCGGAGUUUAGCCCAUGGGGACGGGCAAGCUACAUACCCCGAGAAACCACAUAGGUUACACCCCGAAAUUUCUCAACCAAAAGUGCCAUGCAACCCCAAACAUAGUAUGAGACUGUCCACCGAUUCCAGAAAUGAGACAGAAAGCGUGGAGUCCCUGGAUAGCGGUGUUGAAUGUAUGUCUUCACCCACUGACAUCCAGGCUCAACGAAGCUUAGUAUAUGGGUAUGGCCGGCUCAGACAGAUGGAAGAUAUGUAUGUUAAAGAAGAGCCUAUAAGCAAACUAGACUCUCACCAGCCGUUGCAUUAUCAGUCCUCUUUCAAUCCUAGGUACCCGUGUACAUCACAUGGCGCUCUGUACCAUGAACAAAGCUCCGACUCGCCGUCAUCACCACUGUCAACUGCAAAAAACACAAAGAAGCGGGUUAUUCAAGACAACGUAGUUCAGGCUAUGGCCAAGAAGCCCAAAAGUGGAGUCAGCGACUUGGGCGCUGAUGACAACAUUUCCAAACCCAUAUCAAAUAGGACCCAUAUUCCCUGCUCUGUGGCUUGGGAAGAAAAUGACCGUGCUCUCGAUCUAAGAUUGAAGAAGCGGCACACUCCUGACAGGGAUGAUCCGAACGACUCAACAAGAAACUGUCAGAUGCAGACUCAUUCAAAUCCUGGAAAUAUCGCAGAGAACGGUGCAAUAAGACUCUCCAUGCGGUCUGAUACAGGCGUAGUGGUACCUUCGAAAAUUUCUCAGGCAGUGGAGCUCUGUGCCGACAGCUGUCCUGGAAUUCUUCACCAUCACGGGACAGCCACAUCUACGGAAGACUUGGUCGCUCUGUCUGUAAAGCUGGCAAAUGAGGUUCCCCGAGGAAAGGGAGGUAAGGAGCCCUCGGGGAACAUGACUCGAAAUCAUCAGCUAGAAACAAGAGGACGUUUUAUCUCCAAGCUUAUGGAGAGAGCUGAGGGCAUGUUGUUUGAAGGACCAGAUUCAGCUCGUAGCACCAAGGAAAACGAAACUCGUGCCCAAGUACAAACCACGGUAUCUACCUCUGAUAGCACAGAGUUGAAGAACGCGACCUCGAAGUCACUUUCUGGGAAUGCCAUGCAGGAAAGAAUCUGUACCAGUACUGCGCGAGCAGAACACUCGAGCAAAAAGCCCAACUCAACUGAGCCAGAUCCCACAACGAGGGUUCCUGGGACUAAUAACCCAUUAUACAUUGACAUAAUGGUGAACGAGGCUUUUCGCGUUUUUAAGUCUCCACCUUCCGAUGAGGAAAUUGAAAAGCAGGACACUUCCAUCUCAUUUGAUUCUCCAGGCGAGAAAAAGGAGAGGUCUAUGUGCAACUCUCCACGUCCGUCAGUUAUUAGGCAUAAUGGGACUGACUCCUUCAACAUCCCUGCUGCGGCUUCACUUCUGAGUGAUCCCACAAAUAUCGAUAAAGUAGCAAGCACAUCCGUUGUCAGCGAACCCACUAAAGACAAGUCAGGCCCGUGUUUGGAGAAGCCACGUAAUUCGACGCCCCGACACAUUCAAACGUCUGAACCUCAGCCCGCGCAAACCUACACACAACAGCCCACUCAAACUGCUACGCUACAAAAUGCUCCAAACUCUACACCACAUUCCACUCAAAACUGUACACCACAUCCCACCAAAAACUCUGCACCGCAACCCAACCAGAAUUCCACCACCACUCCCCUACCACAGCGUUCGCCUACUGUAAAAGUCAAGCUCUCGGAUGUUCGAGUAACGGUCCGUCCGCUGCAACCGAUUGCGCCAAAACCUGUCAUCCAACUAGGCUCGCCCAUCCAUAUCCAGGCAGUCCCCAGGGUCUUCGCUGAAGGUUUAACCAAAGUUCCACCCACAAAUCAACAGAGCAAAUCGAGUACAGCCGAUGAUCUAAGGGACUCUUCGUCAGAGUCGACUUGCUUUGCUCCCAAUUUUCUCAUCCCCACAGAAGACGGGUUCCGGCGCAUGCAGAAAGUGGACGGUAAGACUCAGGAGAUAUACCGGGUGACAGUGCAGUCACAGGAGGGUGUGCAGGCGCCAAUUUCCCGCAAGCAGUUCCAGAAGGUCUAUAGUGUGUACUACCGUGAAAUGACUUUCCCCUGCGUGCUGCGCACCGACGUGCCCUUUGUACCCACCCUGCUUCUGGUGCAAGACCUAUUUCCUGGGAUCAAGGCGUCCGAAGUCUGCAAAGCGAUGCAGCACUGCAACAUACUCAACCGUUACAUGAUACGCCACGAGCAGGAGGCCCUUCAGGAGCCGCUGAGGAGACGAGGCAUCACCAGCUGCAAAUUGCUGCCCCUGGAUGAGUUCCAUGAUAAGUGGGAGGAGAUACUGCACCACAUACCAAACACGCAAACCUUAGGAGCUCAGAACGAAGAAAUCAGCAGAAAGACUUAAGGUUCAACUACCAAGACGAAAGUAGAGUUUUUGUGGAAAGAGGUUUGUUCCACCAGAUCGCAAUAGAAAGUUAACACUAAUUAUCCGACUCCCUCAUGCCGUUAGUGAACGAGGCCUUUACAGUAAAUGCCAAUAUUCAAACCGUUAUUGACAUGCAUGCGACUAUUUACAAUGCUAAUAAAGGAAGAUUAAAGUCAGUAACUCAUUGAAUAAAGCAAACUUGAUGGCUACAAAGUUGGCAGGAAAUUUCUAACAGGAAACAAACCGAGGGGAAAAAAGCACUGAAACCAAGGACAUCCUUUGUACCGUCCUUUCCCUUACUCUACGCAAGCCGGCUCACCGACUUCUUUUCAUUCCUUCUUUUGUGUCGUUAAAGCUGCAUAAUGGUGCUGAAGCUGUCCGGUGUGUCAGGUAUCUAUUAUGUAUCGUCGCCAGGCUUCGUAUGGUUGCAUUUUGCUAUAAAGACCUCGUUUUACACCGGUGGGUAGUCGGAUCGGGUAUACUCAAACACCUCGGUCACACGUCUACAGGCACAACAAAAUGCAACAGAGCAACAUGAAUCCAUUUAAUACAAUUCCUCAAUGCCAUUAACUUCUGUGAAAAUACAGACAGCUUUCCAGCCUCAUUUAUUGUUACAAAGUAUUUUAUUUUUUAGUCUGGUUCAAAAUAUUUGCCUCAUCUCAAUUUUGCAAAAUUCUUUGGACAGGUUGUAAAUUGAUGAAAGGUUAAUGUGAGAAACCGGCACUGUAUUCGAUUCUGCAGUAAUCAAAACGAGGAAGCCAUUCUUAACCUUGUUCAUCGAAUCUGUCAUAAAUUGUUAACGGUUAAACGGAACAGUAUCAGACUGUUUUACAAUUCAUGUGAGUUCUAAACCUUCCUCUCGAUUUUUCCAAAUCUGGCGCAAAGCACUAUAAAUAUGUGUUUGCGCAAAUAUGAAACUAUUCAUCAGAGUAGACGGGUACUAAUUUGAUAGGAAGUUUCAUUGAUUUUUUUUAUUGAUGCUUUCAAGUUUAAAAAUGAAGAAUUUCAAUAUGGCUGAAUUUGGAAUAAAGUCCAUUAACGUUGGUGUUACUGGCCACUUUUUCACAUCAGAGAUUCGAUGCCUUGCUGGCUGGUGACUACAUCAGCCAGAAAGAAUCUGUCACCAGCCAGCAAGAUUCAGCCACCAAGAUUCAGUCAUCGAAACUGACAACAUGUUCACCUCUCAUUGACUCGGGAAACGGAUGCCAAAUGUUAAUUAAACAGCCCAUGACUUGAAUUAUUCCUUGGGAACUUCCCUUUUAGUUGGUAACUUUCUGCUUCCCUCAAUCGAAAGCUAUUUGACAUACCUUUUUGUGAUGUCAUUUCACGAAGCCCAUGUUCAUUUGAAGGUUUUUAAUCCCAAAUGUGAACCAGAAACUGGCUCGUUGAAAAUAUUUGUGAUAAAACGUUGCGCACUAUACUGUACUCAAACGGCAAUGACUCAACAAGGAAAAGAACAUUUUAAUACGGCAAGGUCCAAAAUUCUGGAAAUUCUUGGUGCUGAAAUAGCUUCAUGAUUCAGAUUUCUUCCUGAAACGACAUCAUGUUUAAGCUUAAAAAUAUGCAAAUCUGCAUUGGUAUAAAACAGAAAAGGAACCGAUAAUGCCCAAUAACGGCAAUAUGAAAAUUUCAAAUUAGGUUUAAUGAAAUACAAAGGUGCAUUUACAAGGACAUGCACUAUAUUAAACGUUGUACUAAAUGGACCGUUUAUUAAU
Acanthaster planci (crown-of-thorns starfish) is the source of this 5874-nucleotide messenger RNA. RefSeq lists its product as uncharacterized. The record is from RefSeq and is a predicted model, not a curated record. Lineage: Eukaryota; Metazoa; Echinodermata; Asteroidea; Valvatida; Acanthasteridae.